Messenger RNA from Rangifer tarandus platyrhynchus (Svalbard reindeer), 375 nucleotides. NCBI's taxonomy places the organism in Eukaryota, Metazoa, Chordata, Mammalia, Artiodactyla, Cervidae. The record is from the annotation of a GenBank genome assembly.
AUGUCACUUUCAUUCCCCCGCCCUCCCUUCCAUUCCUGCGUUACCGGCGCGGCAGCAGGCGCCGCGGGGAACCGCACAGCCUCUCUCAAGGCUGGGAUGAGCAGGCAGACGAGCGGCCUUGCGGGCUGGCUCUGCGUCCGGGCCUCGCCCGCCAACCGCGGCAGCGCGCGGGGAAGUUUGCAGUGCAGGCAGCAGGAGGUUAUUUACGUGCGGUUUCGAGGUGCGCAGGUUCGGAUGCUGCAGCCUCCCGAAAACCCUGGGAGUGCAGACCCCCAGGCGCCCCCGUGCGCUCGGACCUUCGGAGUUCGAUUUUUCGAAGAGCGAAUGCGCGAAGACCAAGAUCCGCGCGCGCGCGCUGCAUCGUGCAGGCCUUAG